UUUGGAACUCCCGACCGGCUAACGAAACCAAACGGACACACGUCCCGUGAAAAAGGCUGGGCAAGAGCAAAACAAAAAAUCAAAAGCUCUAUAUGGAUAAUAAAGCGAGCAGAGCUAACCAACGGCCUCUGUCUCGAGCCUCGACUACGUCCCUACAGCGCCACCACGGCCACGCCGAACCUCCAUCCUCUCAAUAAAUCCCUGAAUACUCGAACAAAAAUAGGAAAAACCGACCGUUUUGGUUUGUUUCUCUGCCUUCUCAGAUCAGAAUCUCACUUUAGAAAACUCUGGAAAUCAUGGGCAGGGCCAUAUCCACAGCCAGUCAUUAUGUCAGAAGGUUCGGUUUCGCUUGACAUGGAGGCACGGAGGCUCGCCAUUCUCUCUUCCCAUCUCUGCCCUAUCGGUUCCGGUCAGCCUCGGGGUCGGACUCCUAUCGCACUUUUUUCAGCCCUCUCCUUUUCCUAUUGCGCUUCUGGUUCGGGUGAGACACAGCGGUUCCGUGAUUCUGAGGAGAAGGAUCGGCAAAACGAUUGUGUUUUCUGCAAGAUUGUGCGCGGUGAAUCACCAGCCCUCAAGCUCUAUGAAGAUGAUGCGUGCCUAUGCAUAUUGGAUACAAAUCCUCUGAGUCAUGGGCAUUCUCUUAUCAUCCCAAAAUCUCAUUUCUGUUCCUUAAAAGCCACUCCACCACAUAAAUUCUUCUUGUAUGUCCCCUGGUUAACUUAUGUGCAGGUGAUAGCUGCAAUGUGUUCGAAAGUGCCGUUUAUCAGCAGUGCAAUAAUGAAAGCUACUGGUUGUGAUUCAUUCAACUUGUUGGUUAACAAUGGCGCAGAAGCUGGCCAAGUAAUAUUUCACACUCAUAUUCAUAUCAUUCCUCGUAAAGCAAGAGACUGCUUGUGGCCUUCUGAGAGUUUGCGGAGGCAUCCCCUAAAGUUGGACCAGAAUACUUUUAAACUUGUCAAUUGUGUUCAAGAAGAGCUGUCGCCAGCGGGAAACACCAAAGAUGGCAAUGAUCAAGGAUCUGCUCUUGCUAAGAAUUAGUGUCAUCCUGAUAUGUGGUUGUAAUUUAUGCUAUGAUGGUAUGUGCCCUUUUGCUUAUUUACAGAUCGUGACUUGCAGCAAUAGGCCCUAGUAGUUACUCUGUUUCUGUUUCUUUUUCAGUUUUGUAAAUUUUCUGAUAAAUCGAAAGGGAUGGUGCAUUAAGUUUAACACAUGUACACAGACAAAAUAGACACAGACGCACAGACAGGCAGACAAUAUGAGAUAUUUUGGCUUGAA
Molecule: messenger RNA, 1275 nt
Organism: Carya illinoinensis
Lineage: Eukaryota; Viridiplantae; Streptophyta; Magnoliopsida; Fagales; Juglandaceae
Product: adenylylsulfatase HINT3
Exons: 7
Coding region: 328-1038 (236 amino acids)
Biological process (GO): sulfur compound metabolic process; purine ribonucleotide metabolic process
Molecular function (GO): adenylylsulfatase activity
Source: RefSeq, a predicted model, not a curated record